ACUAUGCAAGUCAAUGGGGACCAGCAACUGAAGGUGAACUAUCCCUUUAAUGUGUAAGACGCCUCCAUUACAUUGUGUUUAAUCACAACCCACCACAUGGCUAAAUUGUUUUCACAUUCCUGUGUAAGAGCUAAAGCUAAAGUGAUGAAUCAUGGUGCCUUUGAGCCCUCAAACUGAAAAUGACUCCACAAACAUUUAAAAAAACAGCAAUAAAAGUUGCAUGUGAGUUGGUUUCUAGGAAAGGAUUCGUCUGUUUAGCAUGUGGAGCAGUGAUGGAUGAACCCACCGUAAAGAUGCAGCUGGAGGUGUUUCUGAGCUGCUCCUCACUGAGCUACUGUACCAUUAAAAUCAAGUUUUGAGUCGAGAUGUCUUCGCCAUCAUCCCAGAGCCGUAAGAGAGACCCUCCGACCCCCGCGAGUGAGGACCCUCUCUCCCCUCCGUCACAGCGGUCGAGAGCUCAUGACACGUCCACGGAGCUUCAGCCCAUGCCCACGUCUCCAGCCAUGGACACAGCUGCUCAGGACGUGUCGCUGUUCUCCAGCCCUAUGGCCCCGCGCUCUGUCCUGCAGAGCGAGGUCGAUGUGAGUUCUCCGCUGAUGUAUGGCACUCCCAGUUCCAGGGUGGAAGGAACGCCCCGCAGCGGCAUACGCGGGACCCCAGCACGUCAGCGGGCCGACCUGGGAUCUGUCCGGAAAGCUCCACAGGUCGACAUGCAUUCGGAGCCAGUGAGUGAAAACAAAACGAAGAACAAAAUGACUACAAAUUAAAUCUUUGGGUUGAGAAUUUUUGUUCUUUUUUUGCAGCGUUUCCUGCAGCAAUUCACAGACCCCAACUCCAGAGAGGAGGAGAAUGCUGGGCUGGAUCUGAAUGAGCCUCUUUAUAUGCAGAAACUGGAUGAGAUCAGCGUCGUUGGAGAGCCGGUAUUGAAUGUGAACUGCAGUCAUAUUCAGACAUUUGACGCUGAUCUCUACCGUCAGCUGAUCUGUUAUCCGCAGGAAGUCAUCCCCACUUUUGAUAUGGCCGUCAAUGAGCUCUUCUUCGAUCGUCUCCCAGACUCCGUGUUGGAGCAUCAGAUUCAAGUGCGUCCCUACAGCGCCCUGAAAACCAGAAACAUGCGUGCGCUCAACCCUGAAGAUAUUGACCAGCUCAUCACUAUCAGUGGGAUGGUGAUCCGCACCUCUCAGCUGAUCCCUGAGAUGCAGGAGGCAUUUUUCCGCUGUCAGGUGUGUGCGUUUAACACUCGUGUGGAGGUGGACCGCGGCCGCAUCGCUGAACCUGCCGUCUGCCGCAACUGCAACACCACCCACAGCAUGGCGCUGGUGCAUAACCGCUCCGCCUUCUCUGAUAAACAAAUGAUAAAACUGCAGGAAUCUCCGGAGGACAUGCCUGCGGGUCAGACGCCACACACCACAGUCGUCUAUGCACACAAUGACCUAGUUGACAAAGUGCAGCCUGGAGACAGAAUAAACAUCACUGGCAUUUACAGAGCUGCCCCCAUGCGUCUGAACCCACGACAGAGCCAGGUGAAGUCUGUGUACAAGACCCACAUCGACGUCAUCCACUUCCGGAAGACGGAUGAGAAGCGUCUUCAUGGACUGGACGAGGACGGCGAGCAGAAACUCUUCACCAAAGAACGGGUAGCAAUGCUCAAAGAACUAGCUGCCAAACCGGACGUCUACGAACGCCUGUCGUCUGCGCUGGCACCCAGCAUCUAUGAACACGAGGACAUCAAGAAAGGCAUCCUGUUGCAGUUAUUUGGCGGAACCCGUAAGGACUUCACUCAGACGGGCCGCGGAAACUUCCGCGCAGAGAUCAACAUCCUGCUUUGCGGUGAUCCGGGCACCAGUAAAUCCCAGCUGCUACAGUAUGUGUAUAACCUGGUUCCUCGUGGUCAGUACACUUCCGGGAAAGGAUCCAGCGCUGUGGGUCUCACAGCCUACGUGAUGAAGGACCCGGAAACCCGUCAGCUGGUUCUGCAGACAGGAGCGCUCGUGCUCAGCGACAACGGCAUCUGCUGCAUCGACGAGUUCGAUAAGAUGAGUGACAACACGCGAUCUGUGCUGCAUGAGGUCAUGGAGCAGCAAACGCUCUCUAUUGCUAAGGCUGGGAUCAUUUGCCAGCUUAAUGCUCGGACCUCCGUUCUCGCCGCAGCCAAUCCAGUGGAGUCUCAGUGGAAUCCCAAAAAGACGACUAUAGAAAACAUCCAGCUGCCUCACACACUUCUGUCCAGGUUUGAUUUGAUCUUCCUGAUGCUGGACCCUCAGGAUGAGGCGUAUGACAGACGUCUCGCGCAUCACCUCGUGUCUCUGUAUUAUCAGAGUGAAGAGCAGAUUGAAGAGGAGUAUUUGGACAUGGCUGUGCUGAAAGACUACAUCGCUUUCGCUCGCACGUCUGUGCAUCCCAGACUCAGUGAGGAAGCUAGUCAGGCUCUUAUAGAGGCCUAUGUAGACAUGCGUAAGAUCGGCAGCGGCAGAGGGAUGGUGUCUGCGUACCCCCGUCAGCUGGAGUCUCUCAUCAGACUGGCUGAAGCUCACGCUAAAGUACGUUUCUCAAGCAAAGUCGAGUCCAUUGACGUGGAGGAAGCCAAGAGACUGCACAGAGAGGCCCUAAAACAGUCCGCAACUGAUCCCAGGACAGGAUUCGUGGAUAUCUCCAUCCUCACCACAGGGAUGAGUGCUACAGCACGCAAGCGUAAAGAGGAAGUGGCUCAGGCCCUGAAAAAACUCAUCCAAUCAAAGGGCAAAACACCAGCUAUGAAGUACCAGCAGCUGUUUGAUGAUCUUCGUGGCCAGUCAGAGGCGGCCAUCACAAAGGACAUGUUUGACGAGGCCCUCAGAGCACUUGCUGAUGAAGAUUAUCUGACGGUCACAGGAAAGACUGUUCGGCUUCUGUGAACGCUCGCUGUGCCUGACUGCUGCUCCCUCUUUUGUUACUUGCUUUAUCCUAUUCUCUGUUUCUAUAGAGCAAUUAUUGUUAAUAGUAAUAUGUAUGGACAAUUUCUGGUUGCAAUAAACGAGUU
Messenger RNA from Sinocyclocheilus rhinocerous, 3019 nucleotides. Its product is annotated as DNA replication licensing factor mcm4-A-like. Gene Ontology annotation, biological process: DNA replication; mitotic DNA replication initiation; double-strand break repair via break-induced replication. The record is from RefSeq and is a predicted model, not a curated record. Lineage: Eukaryota; Metazoa; Chordata; Actinopteri; Cypriniformes; Cyprinidae. The transcript has 16 exons. Gene Ontology annotation, molecular function: ATP hydrolysis activity; single-stranded DNA binding; ATP binding. Gene Ontology annotation, cellular component: nucleus; MCM complex.